AUGGCUUCGAGACCGGUCAAAAUAAAUGAACUACUUUAUUUUGUUAAUAAUAAUUUAAAUUUAUUAGCGAAAGAAUCAUUUAUUAAUAAUACUAGUGAAUUUUAUACUAAUGACGAUAUCGUUUCAGCAAUUAAAACAUUAAAAUGUGAAAUAGAAUCACUAAAGUUAGAAAAAAUAGAAAAAUUUCCCUCGCGCGGGAAUUCAAAACGUGAAAAACUUCUGGAAUGCUUGACUUUAUUCAGGUAUAUUAAAAAUAACAAUUUGUUGGAUAGAAUAACAUUAUUUUGCAGUUCUGAUAUAAACAAAAUACCAAACACGGAAAACUGGCUGAAAAUAAAUUUCGACUUUGUUAACAAACAAAUAAAAGAAAUGUUGUUCAGUCAACAAGCUGAAAUUAACAAAAUGUUUUUGUCUUACACUACCGAGUUGGAUAAUGUAAAAAAUAAACUUAACUCUCUUGUUGGUGAAAGUCGUCAAAUGUCAACAACGAAAAAAAAUGUCAACAACGAAAUUCCAACGACAAAUAACGCGCAGCAAGAUAACAUUCUACAGGACAAAAAUCUCUGGUCAAACAGAGUAACAACACCAGUGGAGAACUUACCGUUCAGUUUCGUACUGCGCAAAAACAAGCGUCCACGGUCAGACAACAGCAGCACCAAUCGCAGUGAAACCAAUAGCAACAACGCCAACCGUCAAAACAACAACAUCAUGAAAUAUUCAGAGGUUGCAAAAAAAGUUUCAAAUAAAAUUGUUGGAAACAAAGUCAGCAAUGAUUGCAAAUUGAAAGCGGAGAAACAGCUGAUAAAAAUCCACAAUGUUUUCAGAGUGUGUGUCGAAAGUUGUGACGCCAGCAAGAUGAAAGAUCCUGACAUCAUUUUGAAGCACAUCAUCGUUCGUGAGUGGCGCUUCAACCAGAAAAAACCCGAAAAAAGUAAUAAUGUGAAACAUGAUUAG
Messenger RNA from Helobdella robusta, 954 nucleotides. RefSeq lists its product as hypothetical. NCBI's taxonomy places the organism in Eukaryota, Metazoa, Annelida, Clitellata, Rhynchobdellida, Glossiphoniidae. The record is from RefSeq and is a predicted model, not a curated record. Bases 1 to 954 code for a protein of 317 amino acids. The transcript is spliced from 2 exons.